This is a messenger RNA of Entelurus aequoreus (snake pipefish), 1992 nucleotides long. Its product is annotated as NADPH oxidase 4. Lineage: Eukaryota; Metazoa; Chordata; Actinopteri; Syngnathiformes; Syngnathidae. Gene Ontology annotation, molecular function: superoxide-generating NAD(P)H oxidase activity. Gene Ontology annotation, biological process: defense response; superoxide anion generation. Gene Ontology annotation, cellular component: NADPH oxidase complex; plasma membrane. The transcript is spliced from 18 exons. The record is from RefSeq and is a predicted model, not a curated record. The coding region runs from base 114 to 1793 and encodes 559 amino acids.
CCCCCUGCCUGCCUGCCUGUGUGUGUGUGUGUGUAAAAUGUGUAGAAGUCAAAGAAGUUGCGGGAAGUGUGGACGCUGGUCUCCUGUCAGCCGAGGCCACAAGCAGGCAGUCAAUGAUGGUGUCAGCACGCAGCUGGCUCGCCAAUGAAGGAGGGAAACAUUUUGUACUGGUGCUGUGGUUGGGCGCCAACACCUGGCUGUUUGUCAAAACCUUCCUGCUGUACUCCUGUGGACGGCAGUAUCACUACCUCUACAAGAUGCUGGGGCUGGGACUGUGCAUCAGCAGAGCUUCUGCCUCCGUGCUGAACCUGAACUGCAGCCUGGUGCUGCUGCCCGUGUGCCGCUGCCUGCUCACCUGGCUCAGAGGGACUCACACGGUUUCAAGCAGAAAGACCAGGCGACUGCUGGACAAAAGCAAGACUUUCCACGUGGCCUGUGGGGUCGCCAUCUGUAUCUUCUCUGUGCUGCACGUGUCCGCACACCUGGUCAAUGUUGUCAACUUCAGCGGCAGGUUCUCCGAAGACUUUCCCGCUCUUAACUUUGCCCGCUACAAAGGAGAGGACCCAAAGCUAAUUAUUCUAACCACAGUUCCAGGAGUCACCGGCGUUCUCCUGGUUCUCAUCCUCUUCCUGAUGUUCACGUCCUCCUCCUACUGUGUGCGAAUAUACAACUACGAGAUCUUCUGGUACACCCACAACCUCUUCAUCGUCUUCUACGUCAUCCUGAUGGUGCACAUGGUGGGAGGAGCGCUAAAGUAUCAGACCAACAUAGAAGCCCAUCCCCCUGGCUGCCUGCGAGCCAAUCAGAGCAGCCCGCAGCAGCAAGGGGAGGAGCUGGAGCCACGUGAGGAAGAGGAGACGCCAUGCAGGGAGGAGCCUCACUUCCAGCCGCACUACCCCCAGACAUGGCUCUGGGUGUCCGGUCCUCUGUGUCUCUACUGUGCGGAGCGUCUCUACCGCUACAUCCGAAGCAGUGACCCGGUUACCAUAGUGACGGUCAUGAGGCACCCCUGUGAUGUCAUCGAGUUGCGGAUGUUGAAGAAGAACUUUAAAGCUCAUCCUGGUCAAUAUGUUGUUCUCAAGUGUCCCAGCGUCUCCUCCUUUGAGAAUCAUCCUUUCACGCUGACAGAGUGUCCCACAGAGAACAAGGAAACUUUUGGCAUUCAUCUCCGUGUUGUAGGAGACUGGACUGAGCGUUUCACGCAGCUGUUACUUCCGGACUUGCGGAGCGACUUGGACAUCCUCCCUGUGCUCCAUCAGAGGAGAUAUCCCAAGCUCUACGUGGACGGUCCAUUCGGAAGUCCGUCCCAGGAAGUCUUCAACUACGACGUCAGUGUUUGCGUGGCGGCUGGAAUCGGAGUCACGCCGUUUGCUUGCGUGCUGCAGGCUCUGCUCGACGGCCGGACGGGGUUGAGGUUGAAGAGGUUGUACUUCGUGUGGGUGUGCAGGGAGCUGAGGUCCUUCUACUGGUUUGCUGAGCGCCUGUGUGCCCUUCAUCACAAGUUAUGGCAUGAGAACAGACCUGACUACUUUAACUUGAAGCUUUACGUGAGUCAAGCAGACGACCUGCACUGUAUAUCUGAGGAGAAGUACCGCCCACUCGCGUCAAGGCUGCUGGUGGGUCGACCCAGGUGGAAGAUACUGUUGGACGACAUCGGCAGGAGCAAUACGCAUGCGCGAGUGGGCGUGUUCUGCUGUGGUCCUAAAGGCAUCUCCAGGACGCUGCACAGACUCUGUAACUCCGCCCACUUCCCUGGAACCUCUUUUGAAUUCAACAAGGAAUCUUUCAGCUGAUUGUUUUGACAGGAGUGGAUUUAUCGGCGUGGUGGACUUAUCGACCGAGGCCGUGGCCGGAUGAAACAUAAGCCACUGGUGACGACUCUUUCACAGACUGCCCGCGUCCUGCUGAGGUGACGUCACAGCACACAUGCUCUGGAAAUGAGAAAAUGACGGCAUGAAACUUUGUAAAAUCUCUCACUGGAACUUUUUGUAC